UCCUCAGGAGGUUCCAACCCCUGAAUUAGAAAACAGCUGAAGAUUUGUAGUACAUAAUUGCCAUUCAGAAAAAUGUACAAGGAAAGAAAAGUGGUUCCGCCCUGCUGGCAAAUACAGGAACUCAGGGGAAAUGGACUGAAUUAAAAAGGAGAAACUCUUCCUCAGAGAGCGAGAGAGAAGAAGGAGCAACGUGUAGGCUACCAACAGACUACCUGCAGAGCGUUAAACCCCUGAGCCGGACACAAUCAUCAUGUCCUCCAACAAGUACAUUGAGUACCACGGCCUUCACCUGCCCCUCGAGGCGCACAGCAUGGAGAGCUUAGAGUAUGCCCAAAAUUUCUCUGUGGAAGAUACCGACGUGUUUGUUGUGACUUACCCCAAGUCAGGUACAAUCUGGAUGCAGGAGAUCCUCCCACUGGUGCUGAAUGGGGGGGAUCUGACGCCGAUCCAAACCAUUCCUAACUGGGACAGGGUCCCCUGGCUGGAGGAGAAAAGAUUAGCAGUGGUUGUUGAUCAGUUGGCAUCUCCACGGGCGCUGGUCACACAUUUUCCUUACCACCUCAUGCCCCCCUCCUUCCACACCUCCAAAGCCAAGGUGAUCUAUGUCAUAAGGAACCCUAAGGACGUCAUAGUGUCUUCAUACUACUUCCACCAGAUGGCUGGAUUCCUCGAUGAUCCAGGAACCUUUGAUGAGUUCAUCAACAAAUUCCUGGAGGGCAGAGUGAUGUUUGGAAAAUGGACAGACCAUGUGAAGGGCUGGAGACACACAGAGCUGGGAGACAGAAUAAUGUACAUCACGUAUGAAGAAAUGUUGCAGGACCUUCCUGCAGCUCUUGGGCGUAUUUCAGAUUUCCUGGGCCGUCAUCUGAGUGAAGAAACUAUUCAGAAGAUAGCACAGCAUUGCUCCUUCAAGAACAUGAAGGCCAACAACAUGUCCAACUUCAGCCUGGUCCCUAAGGUACACAUGGACCCUGACAAAUCCCCAUUCCUCAGGAAAGAGAUUUGUUGCGUUCACGUGACUGUCUUUGUGUGUGUUUGUUUUUGUGUUAGGUAUUGCGGGGGACUGGAAAAACCAUUUCAGCUCAGAGUUACUGGCCAGAUUCACAUCGGUCAUUCACAAAGAGCUGGGGAGUGACAGCGUCUCUCUGCCAUGGAGCCUGGAUUGACCAACCGCCGGAGCACAGACAGGGAGGGAAAGAGCUGUAGAAAUCAAAUCAGACAUAUCUAACAUGUCAGAAAUUGGUACUAACUGAGUUACUUUUUAAUUUAACUUUUUUAAUUUUAAUACUAGGCAUAUAACUCAAGUAUUUUAUUGACUUUUUACAUUUUUAUAUAACAAAUAACUUCUUUAAAGUUACUGAUUAGAUUAAUGUUUUGUCACUUAAUCAGUCCAGGAUGUAAAUGCAGCAUAUACAAAAGUUCACCCUCUGCAGAGAAUACGUCCCAGCAAUUUCUGCCGACAAGGAAAUGUUACCACAACAGUGAUCAUUUGGAUCCCUCACAACUGUAAUUUAGCUUAUUGCAUCUUUAUGCUCCAGUGCCAUAUAUAUGAUGAAUGAUGCAAAUUGCUGGCUUCUUGCUAGCUUGCAUAAUAUCACUAUGUAAUAUAAUUGUCUCUUAAGGUAGAAAAGCGCUAUAUAAGUGCAUUUAUCAUAUUUGUGUAUGUAAGGGAACAAACUACUUCCUCACAAAUCAAGUGACACUAUGCUUAACAAAAAGGAGUAAAAACAACCCCUGAUGUCAUAUAAAGAGAACUAACAGUGCUUUAGGUUACAGCCUGCAUACCCUGUAGUUACACUGUAACUAAGUGUAACAAGGGGAGAACUACCACCAUAUAUACUGUAACUAUAAAUUCCCUAUCCUCCCAAACGUCCUGAUUAUUGCUCAGCAGGUCGUACAUACCCUGUAAUAAUAGAAAAGGUACCCAGUAGUUAAAAAAUAACUACAGUGUAAGUUCUUUGUAAGCUCCCAAAUCUUCCCCUUUCUUCCAUAACUUGUCAGUAAUCUUGGUCCCCAGUACCUUCAUAGAUCUGUUGGUACAUACUGUGCUGGUAGUGCCGUUAGUACAAAAGAUUACAGAUUACAAAAUGUUCCCAACAGUUUCAGUCUAUCAUUACAUUUUACUCAUAUAUUCAGUUAUACUUGUAGUGGAUUUUAAUCAUACACGUUUACCCUUCAUUGAUGUUUUUUUAAUUACUUAUUGUUGUAUUUUAACAAUUUGAUCGGAUUUUCAUUUAGUUAUUGAUUAAACAUUUUAUUAUUAAUAUUAUGUUGAUUAAACUUUUGAUUCACCAUUAUUGAAUUAUUACAGGACUGAUAUGCAUUCAUUCAAUGUCUCAAAUUGUAUUACUUGUUGCAUGCUUGCUUUGGCCUUAAUUAAAAUAUACUAAAUCAAAA
Molecule: messenger RNA, 2397 nt
Organism: Siniperca chuatsi (mandarin fish)
Lineage: Eukaryota; Metazoa; Chordata; Actinopteri; Centrarchiformes; Sinipercidae
Gene: sult2st3
Product: sulfotransferase family 2, cytosolic sulfotransferase 3
Exons: 6
Coding region: 251-1135 (294 amino acids)
Biological process (GO): sulfation
Cellular component (GO): cytoplasm
Molecular function (GO): sulfotransferase activity
Source: RefSeq, a predicted model, not a curated record